AUGAAUAUUACCCACCUUUUUAAUGCAAUGCAAAAAACUACGAAUUUAAUUAAUUUUUUCCCAGUGUCCGCUGCAAGGCAUUUUAGUCAUGGACCACCUCUGAAUAGAGAAAUCAUAGAGGGCAGAGUUAUGCUUGUUCUUCAACUUUACGAUAAGAUAGACCCAGAGAAGCUCACACUAAAAUCAAAUUUUGCUAAGGACUUUGGUUUGGACAGCCUAGAUCAUGUUGAAAUGAUGGAUUUUGACGAUCCUGAUUUAGAUGAGGAAGAGGCAGUCAAGCAGUUUCAACUUUCUGCAGAUCAGGUGAUGCGUGCCAAAGAAGCCAACCCAGGUUUAUUUGUUAGCGCUUGGGAAAAGGACGAAAAUGAUAUUUCAUCUUGGUCUAAUUCUCAGAUUCGGAAAGACGCUCGCAAGCAAUUGAUCGUUGCUGCAGAAGAAGGAAAUCUUCAUAGAAUUGUAGAAUUACUUUGCCAAGCCCAAGAUGACAUUAAUUAUACCGAGGCAAGAUGCGCUAUCAACGAAUCCAAGCCAUCUGUAUCGGCUCAUGUAUUCAUCGAUGCCAAGAAAGACGAAAUUGUAGACGAAUCUACGCCUGACAAAAAGUUAGAGAGGCGAGCUUCGAAAAAUGAAUCUAUGCAUAAAAAAAUGGAAAAUGUGGGCUCCUUAGCUCAGUACCAAAUAGAGGAUAAAUUACAUAAAGGGAAUUCUAUUUGUGCAUCCGAAUUAACAGUUUCGACUCUGCUUGGAGCAGCUGAUCAAGAUGGAUAUACAGCGUUACACAGGGCUAGUUAUUCCGGAUUUCCGGCAGUCGUUAAGGUGUACACAUGA
Protopolystoma xenopodis is the source of this 828-nucleotide messenger RNA. Lineage: Eukaryota; Metazoa; Platyhelminthes; Monogenea; Polystomatidea; Polystomatidae. The record is from the annotation of a GenBank genome assembly.